Trichogramma pretiosum is the source of this 2776-nucleotide messenger RNA. RefSeq names its product chorion peroxidase-like. The coding region runs from base 38 to 2758 and encodes 906 amino acids. The record is from RefSeq and is a predicted model, not a curated record. NCBI's taxonomy places the organism in Eukaryota, Metazoa, Arthropoda, Insecta, Hymenoptera, Trichogrammatidae. Gene Ontology annotation, molecular function: heme binding; peroxidase activity. The transcript is spliced from 4 exons. Gene Ontology annotation, biological process: response to oxidative stress.
UCCACCUUCCCCCAGCGUAAACUCUGCUUUCACAGUUAUGCUUGCCGUAUUUGGACAGUUUCUAGAUCAUGAUAUGACAGCAACAGCAAUAAGUAGGGGUACCAAUGGAAGUUCAAUAGCUUGCUGUGAACCCCAUGUUAAUCAUCCAGAGUGUUUCCCAGUUAUUAUUGAACCUGAUUUGACUCAGGGUAUUGCAGAAAGUUCGUGUAUGGAAUUUGUACGAUCAGCACCAGCAGCUCAAUGUAAAAUAGGACCUAGGCAACAAUUAAAUCAAGUCACUUCUUUCAUUGAUGGAUCCCAAAUUUAUGGCGCUGAUCUUAAAACAGCCAGAGGAUUAAGAGAAUUUAGCAAAGGAUAUUUAAGAAUGCAAAUAUCUCCGGACAAUAGAACAUUGCUCCCUGUUAGUGAUAACCCAAAUGAUGGUUGCAACAAAGAUGAAGAAAUAUUACAUGGUAGAUAUUGUUUUGCAUCUGGUGAUCCUCGAGCUAAUGAAAAUUUACAUCUUACGACAAUGCAUCUUAUAUGGGCACGUCAGCACAAUAAAAUAUCAAAUCAUUUAAGUACUAUAAAUCCAUUGUGGAGUGAUGAGAAAUUGUAUCAAGAAUCUCGACGCAUUGUUGGAGCUCAACUGCAACAUAUAACGUACAAUGAAUUCUUACCUAUUAUAAUUGGAGAAAAUGAAAUGAAAAAAAAAGAUUUAAAGCCUUUAACAGCAGGUUUUCGAUUAAAUCGAUACAAAAAUGUCGAUCCGACUAUAGCUAAUAGUUUCGCCUCUGCUGCAUUUAGAUUUGCUCAUACACUUUUGCCUGGUUUGAUGAAAAUAACAGAUGAUGAAGAAGGUACAGAUUCUUACAUACAUCUCCAUAAGAUGCUAUUCAACCCUUACAGCUUGUACACCGAAGCUGGUCUCAAAUCAUCAAUCAAAUCUGCUAUUUCAAAUUUCAUUCAAAAAACGUCUACUCAUGUUACCUCACAACUAACCACUCAUUUAUUUGAAGAUCAAUCAACAAAUACAACUAAACCUUCUUCUUGUGGAUUGGAUCUUGUAUCAUUGAAUAUUCAAAGAGGCAGAGAUCACGGUUUACCUAGUUACACAAAAUGGAGGGAAUAUUGCAACCUAAGCGUUCCUGCGAGUUUUAACGAUUUGAAGUCAAUAUUAGAUUUGGAGUCUUCAAAUGCGAUAUCUAGUUUAUACGAAAGCGUAGAAGAUAUAGAUCUUUAUACUGGUGCAUUAGCAGAAAUUCCUUCUGGAGGUAGCCUACUUGGGCCAACUUUCACAUGCUUGAUUUCAGAUCAAUUUAAAAAGUUAUUGUUUGGUGACAGAUUUUGGUAUGAGUUCCAAAACCAAUCUGGUUCUUUCACAGAAGAACAACUCGAGCAGAUAAGAAAAACAAGUCUUGCUGGUGUAAUUUGUGAUAAUGCUGAUACAAUAACAGAAGUACAAAAAGAUGUUAUGCGUUCAGUAUCGGUUACAAAUCCAAUAAUUUCUUGUCAGAAUUUGUCACAACCUUCAUAUUUGGCUUGGAAGAUGCCACCUCUUCGGUUGAAAUCUUUGUACAAUGAUGUUAUAAUAGGUGACUGGCUGAAUUUUAAGAAUGAUAUAAAUUCAACUUUAAAUAAUAUUGUCACUAACAUAGCUUCGAAAAAACCACCCCCAGGUAGUUUUAUAAGCGAUUGGAUAGUUUUUAAACAAAAUGUGAACAAAUCUUUUACCGAUUUCAAAAACCAAUUUUCUGAUUUACACAAAAGUAUACUGAAUUUAACAUUUACUCCAAACUUAGAAAUGAAAUCUCAACCAUUAAAAUUGAUUAAAACAAAUGAUAGUCUAGAUGAAAUUUUUUCCAAAAUCGAUCAAAUUAUAAAUAUUAAGAAAAUAGAUUUGAGUAAUUUGCCCAGUAAUUGGACUUUAUAUCAUGAAAAAAUAAAUGAUUCUAUUGCAAAUAUAAAAACUUUUUUUGAAAAGAUUCAUACUGUGGUUCCGCCUGCUCAAUUAAAGACUUUAACUUCAAUAGAAAACGUAUAUGGUGGAAAAAUUAAUAAUAAAUCUAGUAAUUUUUUGAAAAAGUUUAUUGUAUCAAAAGAUAAUAAUAUAAGCUCCAUAGUAGACGAAUGGUUCACAAUGAAGUCAGAAAUUAAGAAAAAUGUUGAUGAAAUAAAAAAAAGCAUAUUUAAAAUGAAAAUGUUGGAAUUAACUCUAUGCCAAUUCUUUAACGAAGGUGUCUUUGAAGGACCAGAAACUUUUGAAUGUAAUGCAUUCAUGGAUAAUAUUUUCAAACGCAUAUUUAAUGAAAUAAACACCAUAUCUCCGAUUGACGAAAAUUCGGAAUCUAAUUUAAAUUUUGUAAAAGAGUCUCUUUCGAAUCUAAAAGAUACAUUACUUCAUUUCAAUUCUGAAAAGUAUCAAUCAAAAUUAUUUUUACAACUUGGAUUUGACUGGAUGGAAGUUGGAGAUAAAAUUAAUAGUACGAUUGAAAAUAGUUUGAAUAGUAUUCCACUCUGCCAAGCUAUGAAAGAAGUGAAUUUUUUGUAUUAUAAAAAAUGUAUAAAAGACAAUUUUUUGGGAAUUCAUGCCAGUGUAAAAAACGUAAUAAGCGAUUGGUUGAUUGACUUCCAAAAUUCUAUCGAAGUUUCUAAAAUUCCUACACUAGAAAAAUUGUCAAGUAAUAGUGCAAGCGCUUCUAGAUCAUUAGUUUUUAACGACUUAUUAUUUGUAACAUUUUACAUUAUAACUUUUGUUUUAACAUGUAUGAAUAAAUGAUGAAACUCUCAAUACUCA